UCCGUCCUGCGCAUGCGCCGAUAACGCACUGCACCCACAUCACUGAUUGAAUGUGUCGCUUUGUAAUAGUCAGCUGUGCGGUAAAUUGGCAUUUUGGUACCUUCGACAUCUAAGCUAAAAUAUAAAAAAAAAAAAGAAGCGAAAUGGGGGAACAUAAGGAUGACCUUCGGAAAAUUAUUACUACUCUAGCACUGAAGAAUGAGGAGAUUCAGAACUUUAUUUACAGUCUUAAACAGAUGAUAGAGAAUGUGGAGGAGAACUCUACCCGUGUUCAUGGAGAACUUGAAGGAGAGUUUCAGUCUCUGUACAGUCUGCUGGAUGAGCUGAAGGAGGGUAUGUUAAUGAAGAUCAAACAAGACCGUGCUAGUCGGAUAUACGAACUACAGAAUCAGCUGACUGCCUGCACCAAAGCAUUGGAGAGCUCUGAGGAACUUCUGGAAACUGCCAACCACACACUAUUAUCAUCUGAGACAGAUGGCUUUACACAGUUUCGUACAGUGAAGUCCAGAAUGGGAGACCAAAUUGAAAGAAAGGAGUAUUACAGACAGAGAGCAGGAAAGUACAUGAGCUGCCUGGGUGUAAAUGUUACAAUGGCACCUGCAUUCCGAUUGUCUCUUAAAGCCAAAGUGACAGACAACAUGAGUCACCUAAUGGUAGAUUUCACCCAGGAGAGACGCCUGUUGCAGAACCUGCACUUUCUGCCUGUCCCUAGUACACCAGAAAUAAUAGUCCCAGACUGCUUUGUGGCAAAUAAUAGUGUAUCCAUUGUAUGGAGUAUGCCAGACGGCGAGGACAGUGGAAUCCAGCACUAUGUACUUGAGCAUCGGAAAACUAACUUUCCUGGGCCUCCUCGUGCUAAGGAAGAACAGCCAUGGAUGGUAGUUGAGGGAAUACAGGGCACUGACUACACACUGAACAGUCAGCGAUUUGACAUGAAGUACAUGAACUUCCGUGUCAAAGCCUGUAAUAAAGCUGUUAGUGGAGAUUUCUCAGAGCCUGUCACACUGGAGACGCCAGCUUUUUGCUUCCGGCUUGAUGCUGGGAGCUCUCACCAGAACUUGCGAGUGGAAGAGAGUAAUGUAGAAUGGGAUGCUACAGGUGGCAAAGUGCAGGAUAUGAAAAUCAGAGAGAAGGAUGGAAGGGGGAGAGGGGCUUCACCCUGCAAUUCUCCUGCAAGGUGUGUUCAGUCACCGAAGAGAAUGCCUUCAGCACGAGUUGGAAGAGACAGGUUCACUGCUGAGUCCUAUACUGUACUUGGAGAUACUCUGAUUGAUGGAGGAGAGUGUUAUUGGGAGGUGCGCUUUGAUAAGGACAGCAAGGCCUUUGCAGUUGGGGUGACUUAUCGUAGUCUGGGCAAGUUUGACCAGUUAGGAAAGACUUCGGUGUCUUGGUGUCUCCAUCUUAACAACUGGCUGCAGGUGACAUUUGCUGCUAAACAUGGAAACAAGGCCAGAAUUUUGGAUGUUUCUGUACCAAACAGGAUUGGGGUGCACUGCAAUUAUGAUGAAGGUUUCCUGUCUUUCUACAAUGCAACCAACAAACAACUUCUGCACACAUUCCGAAUGAAAUUUACACAACCAGUUAUGCCUGCAUUUAUGGUAUGGUGUGGAAGUUUCUCAGUAUAUACUGGACUCCAGGUUCCCAGCUGUGUGAAGACCCUCCAGAAAAGGAAUAGUGCCACCAGCAGCUCAAGCACAAGCCUCACCUGAUUUUAUCCACACCCUUUAUUCCCCACCUAGAUCUCUCCUCUUUACUUAACAAGACUUAAACCCUACCCAGUAUUAUAAGGGGCCUAUUAAAAAAAUGACUGUAUGAACUAAGAACAUAACGUCGGCCAACAGAUAUUCCAUAAUAUCUUCUGCUCCUAUAAAGAAGGGAUGGACAAUACGCUAGGUGUGACAUUCUGUUGAUUAUGCCUUAAAAUAAAUGUAAAUUACAUGCA
This is a messenger RNA of Xenopus laevis (African clawed frog), 1942 nucleotides long. RefSeq names its product fibronectin type III and SPRY domain containing 1 L homeolog (gene fsd1.L). The record is from RefSeq and is a predicted model, not a curated record. Gene Ontology annotation, molecular function: microtubule binding. Gene Ontology annotation, cellular component: nucleus; cleavage furrow; microtubule. Gene Ontology annotation, biological process: regulation of cell division; regulation of mitotic spindle organization. The transcript is spliced from 13 exons. Bases 144 to 1709 code for a protein of 521 amino acids. Lineage: Eukaryota; Metazoa; Chordata; Amphibia; Anura; Pipidae.